Molecule: messenger RNA, 2116 nt
Organism: Sinocyclocheilus grahami
Lineage: Eukaryota; Metazoa; Chordata; Actinopteri; Cypriniformes; Cyprinidae
Product: cytoplasmic tRNA 2-thiolation protein 1
Exons: 3
Coding region: 290-1321 (343 amino acids)
Biological process (GO): tRNA wobble position uridine thiolation
Cellular component (GO): cytosolic tRNA wobble base thiouridylase complex; mitochondrion
Molecular function (GO): tRNA binding
Source: RefSeq, a predicted model, not a curated record
GAAGACUGACGUUCAAGACGUGCACUGCGUCAGUGACGUCACGUGCGUGAAACGUGUGUUCUAUACUACAGCCAAAGCAGAAGCUGUUCUGGAUGAAGGAAACAAUCCUGUCAGUUGUGUUUUAAGUCAGAAGACUAGGUUUAUUGUUUACCUUUAAGCUCAUCAGAUCUUUGUUUUAUAACGGUUUAACGCUUUAUUUUCUUUAGCACGUCUUCGUCUUACAUCUUAACUCGUUUAAAUGAAUCACACCCCGUAGGAAAUACUUAAAAAGUGCCCUGUGUGCGUCAUCAUGCCGGUCCAGUGCAGUAACUGCGUCCAGAGACGUGCUGUGCUCAAACGGCCCAAGACCGGACACUCUCUCUGUAAGGACUGCUUCUUUUGGGCAUUCGAGGAGGAGAUCCAUCAAACCAUCGUGUCCGCUGGACUCUUUAACCGUGGAGAAACCGUGGCCAUCGGUGCCUCGGGUGGGAAGGACUCUACCGUUCUGGCCCAUGUGAUGAAGGUCCUGAACGAGCGCUACGGUUACGGCCUGGACCUUCUGCUGCUGUCGGUGGAUGAGGGCAUCACGGGUUACAGAGAUGAUUCGCUGGAGACGGUGAAGAGGAACCAGCAGCAGUAUGAGCUGCCGCUGAAGAUCGUGUCUUAUGAAGAGCUGUAUGGCUGGACCAUGGACGCCAUCGUGAAGCAGGUGGGAUUGAAGAAUAACUGCACUUUCUGCGGUGUGUUUCGCAGGCAGGCGCUGGACCGAGGAGCCAUGAUGCUGAAAGUGGACAGGAUAUGCACAGGUCACAAUGCAGACGACGUGGCAGAGACGGUGCUGAUGAAUGUCCUGCGUGGAGAUAUCGCUCGUCUCCGGCGCUGCACCUCCAUCAGCACGGCUAGUGACGGAGAGGGUGCCAUCCCACGCUGCAAGCCCCUCAAAUACGCCUACGAGAAAGAAAUCGUCCUCUACGCCUAUUUCAAGAAGCUUGAUUAUUUCUCCACAGAGUGCAUCUACUCGCCCAACGCCUACCGGGGACACGCUCGCACCUUCCUCAAAGACCUGGAGUCCAUCAGGCCCAGCUCCAUCAUAGACGUCAUCCACUCCGGCGAGACGCUCUCUAUAAAGGAGGGGGUGAAGAUGCCGGUGCAGGGAACGUGCUCGCGCUGCGGCUACAUCUCCAGUCAGGCCCUGUGUAAGUCCUGUGUUCUGCUGGAGGGCCUGAAUCGAGGGUUACCCAAACUGGGCAUCGGGAAGCAUCACCGUCUGCACGGCAAAAUUCUGGCUCAGGAGUCUUUGACCGAACAAGAGGAGAAGAAACUGAAGGCAGUGGACUUCUGACGCAAAAUCAGGACUUGAUUUUAAAAACUGGACAUUUGAGUUACGUGUCAUCUGUGGUUUAAAGAUGCUCUGAAAUGAAUGUUCAUAAUGUGAGACGAUUUUGGAAGUCUCCGGCAAUUUUGUAUUUUAAUUUUUUUAUUUCAACCACAGUGGACUGAAUGUAACGCAUCUUGUGUUAAUGCGGUCGCUGAAAAAGCAACGUACAAACCGCUAUUCAAAAUCAGAGAUGCCUGUUUUAAAGACAAACAUGAACUUUUCCAAGUUAUGCCACGUUCACAUAAGGAGAAAUAUUUCAAAUGCUCAUUAUGAUUUUUUUUUAUUUAUUUAAACAAUAUUAUGACAAUAAAGUUACUCAUUAUUUCUCCUUUUGUUUUUCAGUUUUUGUAAAGAUGGAGUGUUUUAUAGGUGUUUAAUGUUCUUCAGUUUGUGACAUGAUAAAACCGAUAAUAUGAUUUCAGUGCAUUUUAAUCAUAUGCACACACACGUGAUACGUGAUCAGCUUCCUCUUGCUUUCAGGUUAUUUAUUUGAUAAUAUUAUAUGAUUAUUAUUCUUUCUUCAUUUAGCAGAGACUUUAUUAUAGAAUUGAACUGAAAUAAAAAUAUAUUUUUGUGCUGCACAUUUACACAAAUACAGAGUGUCAGUGCAUUAAAUGAAUCGUCUGUAUCUGCGUAUCUCAAAUGCUUCAGGAUCUCUUCUCUUCACUAUCUUGUCAAUUCUCGAUGUCUUUGAAUGUUCACACAGCAGAGGAACCGCAGGUAUAGGAGAAUCACAUGCAUUCUCAACAUGAUCCACUA